This is a messenger RNA of Lobosporangium transversale, 1987 nucleotides long. RefSeq names its product Metallo-dependent phosphatase-like protein. Gene Ontology annotation, biological process: nucleotide catabolic process. Gene Ontology annotation, molecular function: hydrolase activity, acting on ester bonds; nucleotide binding; metal ion binding. The record is from RefSeq and is a predicted model, not a curated record. The transcript is spliced from 6 exons. Lineage: Eukaryota; Fungi; Mortierellomycota; Mortierellomycetes; Mortierellales; Mortierellaceae. Bases 16 to 1938 code for a protein of 640 amino acids.
UUUUUUUUGGUGCUCAUGCGUCUUCUCUCCAAGGCUGAUGUGGUGGCGGUUGUGCCUAGCAAACAAAUGAACCUCACGUUUCCAUUCAUUUGUUUGGUGGCAUCAUUGGUCGUAACGGCGGUCUCCGCCUUGCCACAAGCCUCUAAAUCUGCAAGCGACGGUUGGCUGAAUUUGACUGUGAUUCAUACCAACGACGUCCACUCGCGUGUCGACCCUGCCAACGAGUUCGGCGUUAGUUGCACAAAAGAGGAUAUUGCCACGGGUCACUGUUACGGAGGCACAGCUAGACACAAAACCGUGAUUGAGGAUCUCCGUAAGAAGAACCAGCACUCAUUACUUUUGGAUGGAGGCGACGAGUUUCAAGGCACGCUUUUUUAUUCCUACUACAAGGGAAAUGUCACGGCAGAAGUCAUGAACGAGCUAGGCUAUGACCUUACGACUAUUGGCAAUCACGAGUGGGACAAUGGGCCAGCCAACCUAGGUCGUUUUUGGUCCAAACUCAAGUUCCCAAUCGUCUGUGCCAAUGUUGACCUGUCCAAGAACCCAGAACUCCAAAAGUGGGUCAAGCCUUACCAUAUUUUUGAGGACCUUGGGCUCGCAGUGAUCGGAUACAUUACAAAUACUACUGGUGAUAUUUCAAAUGCAGGUCCAACUAUUGCAUUUACCGAUCCAAUUCCUGCAGUGCAAAGAUAUGUCGAUGAGCUCGAGGCCAAGGGCAUCAAGCGUAUUUUGGGUCUUUCGCACAAUGGGUAUGGCCCUGAUAUGGAACUCGCAGCCAAGACGCACGGAAUUGAUUUGAUUGUUGGGGGCCACAGUCAUUCGUACCUAGGCGAUCCAAAGAACAAGAUGUACGAGGGGCCUUAUCCCACGGUUAUUAAAAACCUCAAGGGCGAAAAUACCUUGAUUGUACAGGCGUUCUGUUGGGGUAGAUAUAUCGGUCAUCUAGAUGUGGUUUUCAACUCCGAUGGCAAGAUUGUAAGCUGGAAAGGUGUUCCUGUCUUGGUGGAGAAUUCGAUUGUCCCUAAUGCCCUUUUGCUGGAGCGUAUCGAUGGCUGGCGCAAAGAGUUCGAAGAAUGGGGUGAAACCGUUCUAGGAGUAGCCUCACAAGAAUUUGAUCAGCAAAGUUGUAAGCAGCGAGAGUGUACUAUGGGCAAUAUGGUUGCGGAUGCUAUGCUGCAGCACGCGCGCACUGCAACGAUAGAUGACAGUAAAAAUGGCUUAGAUGUCAAGGAUGAACGGCCAUGGGUUGAUUUUGCAUUUGUCAAUAGUGGUGGUAUCCGCGCUGGACUUCCUGCAGGGAAUAUCACAAUAGAGAUGGUUACAGCUACUUUUCCGUUUGGUAACCGCGUUGUACAGACGCAGAUGUCAGGAGAAGAGAUUCUGGACCUGUUGGAGGCGAUCUCUUCCGGUCGAAAUAAGAAAAGUCAGAAGCUGCUUACUUCUAACAUUCAGAUUAGUGGCUUACGAUUCACAUACGAUUCGUCACGCCCGCUGUCAGAGUCACAUCUGAUCAAGGCAGAGAUUCAAGGCUUUGAUAGGGUGUGGCGUGAUAUCAAGAAGACGAAGAUAUACUGGAUUGCUACCCUUGAUUUUAUUCUUAGAGGCGGAGAUAAUCUUUUGGAACCCAAGACUAGAGAGCGAGUGUUCAAUUUCAAGUUGAUGGAUGAGGCUUUGAUGGAUUACAUCAAAAACGAACAUACGAUUACACCGUACCUUGAUGGACGCAUCAAGGAUGUUGUCCGUUCAAAGAGCAGCUUUACUAGCCGUGAUCAUGAAUGGCCUGCUGGAGUUCCUGAGUAUCUUAAGAGUCAGUACAUCGGAGGUUUCAAUGAGAUGCUGAGGGAUUAUGUGCGCCUUCGUGAGGGUAGCAGCACUGUUCUAUCACAUGAUGAUUCCAUUUUCGAGAGUACUGAGUCCAGGCAGAAAAUCUGGAACUGAGAAUACGUUAUUUGAAACUUCAUUAAAAAUAACAUUCAGCUACGAUUUC